Messenger RNA from Lecanosticta acicola, 1164 nucleotides. The record is from the annotation of a GenBank genome assembly. Lineage: Eukaryota; Fungi; Ascomycota; Dothideomycetes; Mycosphaerellales; Mycosphaerellaceae.
AUGUCCGACUCAGAGGGCAAUGCGCCGCCUCACGCCACGACCGGCGGCAAAUCCUUAUCAUCAGUGCAGCAGCAACAGCGCCAGCCCUACAAGUCAUGGCGCAAGAAGUACCGCAAGAUGCGACACAAGUUCGAUGGCGUUCUUGAGGAGAACAAACGCUUGUUCAAGGACGAACAGAAGCUGGAGGGCAUGGCACGGCGACUGCGAGAGGAAUUGGAGUGAGCACCCUCUGCCGUGGAGCCAUUGCAGGGCAAAGCAUGCUGAUUGCAACGCAGUGGAUUAAUGGAUCUCCUGCUCGACCUCAACACCAGCCCAGCUCUUCCACCUGACCUUCGUUACGAUAUUUCCCUUCCUACGCCACAUACGGCCGUCGGUUCAAUCCCAAGUGUUGUCCCCGACGACGUCACGCCAGAUGCAGCAAACAAGCUCAUCCUCGACUACACCGAUGCCGUCUCGCGCGGCCAGAUUCCCCAUCUCGACUUGCAUGUCAUAAGAGUACAAGUUGACAAGAAACUGGCCGCGCAAGGUGUUCGCUCUCUUAACGAGCUUGCCUCUUCCGUAUCACACGCAGUACCGCCAGAAUCAGGAGAGCUACCCGAAGACCUGCAGGGGUCAAAUCCACCCGCAUACCUCACAUUUGACGAGGAGGAUGCCUAUCUGCAACGACUGGACGCAAAGCUGAGCAACGAUCGGCUGCCAUUGAAGAAAGAGGAAGAAGCUCUCCAAGACAAGCAUUGGGCAGACUUGACUCCACGAGAAGUGGAGCGGCAGAUUGAGCUGCAGAAUCCACAAAGUCAGCACAACUGGCUUCGUACCCACCAGAAGCCUGGCACUGGACUGGAAGUCGACGAUGCGGACAGUCUUGGAUCACAUGAAACCAGACCUGCCCCUGCUCGCGGAGGUAAAGGUAAGAGGGAUCUCGCGAAGCAGGUCGGCGACCGCGCCGUGGGACGGGCUCGAGAAGUGCUCAGUCCCGGCAGCGGAUUCGGCGACGAGGACGAUUAUGCGUUCGUGGACGAGAAUCCGGCAAGCACGAAGAAGCGUGGUAAGGCCGACCCAGACGGUCCAUAUCGAGCCAAAGGAGGGAAAGCAGCUAAGGGCAAACGGAAACGAACGAGCGAUGAGACCGCGAGUGCGAAGAAGGCGAAGACUGCAGACGAUUGA